This is a messenger RNA of Schistocerca americana (American grasshopper), 1012 nucleotides long. RefSeq lists its product as uncharacterized. Bases 85 to 729 code for a protein of 214 amino acids. The record is from RefSeq and is a predicted model, not a curated record. The transcript has 5 exons. NCBI's taxonomy places the organism in Eukaryota, Metazoa, Arthropoda, Insecta, Orthoptera, Acrididae.
UUAGAUUUGUCAGUGUGCCUCAGGCUUCUCUCUGAUAAGUGUCCCCUCCUGCACGUUCUGGACAUUGGAAAUUUACACUACCGUAUGGCUGACAUGGAGUACUUUAUCCGUUCUAGGAAAUGGCCGCUCCAGCAUAUGUAUGUUAGGUGGACCUCAACUGAAGGAAGGUGCAUCGUUCCUGUGCUCAGGUGGCAUGCCAACAUGUUGGAAUAUCUCUAUCUGUCGUAUUAUGAUAUUGAUGAAAUUGAAGCUAUGGUAGCAUUCCAUGUACUGGGGAAGCUUCACAACCUGCGGGUACUGUGCUUGACUGCUGGGCACAAGCCAGUGCCUCAUCAUCUGAUUGCUCUGCCAUUCAGGAGCGGAAGCCUGUCAAAACUUGAAUAUCUUCAUUUGUCGCAAAUCUCUGAUCUAGGGGAUGAUACAGUGAUAGCCAUCUCAACAGGGUGUCCUCAACUGCGAGAGCUGACAUUGAUUGAAUGUGGUGGGCUCACAGCUGUUGCCUUCAAGUUUAUCUAUUUACUCACAAAUCUGGAAAAGCUCGAAAUUGAUUCUUGUUGGAGCCUUGGUGAAGAAGCAGCUCACUACAUCUCUAUGCUGCCAGCAAUCCAUUAUAUGCAUUUCCAUACUAAUCAGUGUUGUUCAGGAGAUAUAGGAAAAUGCUUUAGAUUUCCUCCCGUUCCAAGAGACUGCGAAGGGCUGACAAUAAAAGCAUGGAGACUGUGUGGAUGAGAUGUGCACUCACAUGCCAGAGCUGCAAGCUGAAGAUAUCUGAGGUUCAUACCUGUACAUGGUGAAUGGAUAUAGUGACACUUUGUAUCCAGUGACAGUGCGUAUGUUGAAACUGUAAAAUUGUAUGUUGGAAGUGUUAAGAAUGCUGAUUAAUUGUGCAAAUGACAGAACUUCAUUAAUUUCAAAUUCAGUGAUACUCGACAACAGAUGUACUAGGAGGAUCAACUCGCAUCUGCCUUAACGUCAAGGAUAGUGUGAGCUCAGGAGCGCCGUGGUCCCGUGG